Messenger RNA from Sarcophilus harrisii (Tasmanian devil), 2624 nucleotides. RefSeq names its product pyruvate kinase M1/2 (gene PKM). Gene Ontology annotation, biological process: cellular response to insulin stimulus; glycolytic process. Bases 16 to 1791 code for a protein of 591 amino acids. Gene Ontology annotation, cellular component: cytoplasm. Gene Ontology annotation, molecular function: magnesium ion binding; pyruvate kinase activity; potassium ion binding. The transcript has 12 exons. NCBI's taxonomy places the organism in Eukaryota, Metazoa, Chordata, Mammalia, Dasyuromorphia, Dasyuridae. The record is from RefSeq and is a predicted model, not a curated record.
GUAAAGUUUUCCAAGAUGUCUCAGCCUUUCAAGAUAACAGCUUUUGAGAGAGCAUUCUUUUUUGUUGGCCCUUCAGGUCAAGGUUCCUUCUACUCUUCAGCAUUUAGUUUCCAGUUUGAAUCGUCAAAUUUAAAUGAAUCAUCAAAUUUAAGUGAAAACAGUAAGACAGUUUCAAAAGAUUACAGCACCAUGGAGGUGAGCAAAACAGCCAGUGAAUUAGCAUGCACAACUAUUCAGAACCAGCAGCUGUUUGCUGCCAUGGCCGACACCUUUCUGGAACAUAUGUGUCGUUUGGAUAUCGAUUCGGAGCCCACCGUUGCCCGAAACACUGGAAUCAUCUGCACCAUUGGCCCAGCCUCCCGAUCUGUGGACAAGCUAAAAGAAAUGAUAGCAGCUGGAAUGAAUGUGGCCCGUCUAAAUUUCUCCCAUGGAACUCAUGAGUACCAUGCAGAAACUAUCAAAAAUGUGCGCACAGCUACAGAAAACUUUACUUCUGAUCCUGUUUAUUACCGUCCCAUUGCUAUAGCCUUGGACACCAAAGGACCAGAAAUCCGGACUGGACUCAUCAAGGGUAGUGGCACGGCUGAAGUGGAGCUAAAGAAGGGCAAUACACUCAAAGUAACUUUGGAUAAUGCCUAUAUGGAGAAAUGUGAUGAAAAUAUCCUGUGGGUAGACUACAAAAACAUUUGCAAGGUAGUGGACGUUGGUGGCAAAAUCUUUGUGGACGAUGGGCUCAUUUCUCUUCUUGUGAAGGAAAAAGGUCAGGAUUUCCUUAUAACUGAAGUGGAGAAUGGUGGUAUGCUGGGCAGCAAGAAGGGUGUGAACCUUCCCGGGGCAGCUGUAGACUUGCCUGCUGUAUCUCAGAAGGAUAUCCAAGAUCUACAGUUUGGAUUAGAGCAAGGAGUGGAUAUGAUAUUUGCAUCUUUCAUCCGAAAGGCUGCUGAUGUUCAUGCAGUCAGAGAGGUCCUGGGAGAAAAAGGAAGGAACAUCAAGAUCAUCAGCAAGAUUGAAAACCAUGAAGGAGUCCGAAGAUUUGAUGAGAUCUUGGAAGCCAGUGAUGGCAUCAUGGUUGCUCGGGGUGACUUGGGUAUUGAGAUCCCAGCAGAAAAAGUCUUCCUUGCCCAGAAGAUGAUGAUUGGAAGAUGUAAUCGAGUUGGGAAACCUGUUAUUUGUGCCACUCAGAUGCUUGAGAGCAUGAUUAAGAAGCCACGCCCCACACGUGCUGAAGGUAGUGAUGUAGCCAAUGCUGUUCUGGAUGGAGCUGAUUGUAUCAUGCUGUCUGGAGAGACUGCCAAAGGAGACUAUCCAGUAGAAGCUGUGCGGAUGCAACACUUGAUUGCCCGAGAGGCAGAGGCCGCCAUCUAUCACACGCAGUUGUUUGAGGAGCUUCGCCGCCUAGCCCCUAUAACCAAGGAUCCCACUGAAGCUGCUGCCGUGGGUGCCGUAGAGGCUUCUUUCAAGUGUUGCAGUGGGGCCAUUAUCGUCCUCACCAAGUCUGGAAGGUCUGCUCAUCAGGUGGCCAGGUACCGUCCUAGGGCUCCCAUCAUAGCUGUGACUCGUUGUGCUCAGGCUGCACGUCAGGCCCAUCUUUAUCGAGGUGUCUUCCCUGUGCUGUGCAAAGAUGCUGUUCAUGAAUCAUGGGCUGAAGAUGUGGACCUCAGGGUUAAUUUAGCCAUGAAAGUUGGAAAAGCUCGAGGCUUUUUCAAGAAAGAUGAUGUGGUCAUUGUUCUAAAUGGUUGGCGUCCAGGUCCAGGCUUUACCAACACUAUGCGGGUGCUGCCAGUGCCAUAAAAGAAUAUGAAGAUGUUCUUGUGGGUGACUUCAGCACAGUCCCUUCCCUGCUCCUGCCUGCAUCCAUUAGAUCUGCAGCUGUUAUUGGUGUUGUCCGUACCUAGCUAGUAGAGGCUUUACACAGCUAAAACAGUCCUAAAAAAAACCCACAAUUAAAGUCUCUUCUUAAAGAAACUUACCUUCCUUCCUCCGCAACUAGAAACAUCAUUAUCAGUUUAGCACACCUAGUGGUGUGUAAAGAUAGAGCAGCUGUGGCUUAGCUUGGGGUACCGCAGACCAUUCUUGACAUGGGAUUAAAGUACAUGCAUCAGUAUUGUGUUUUAAAUUGAUCUAGAUGUUACACACAUUAAGUAAACACUAGCCACAGUCCCUCUAAGUACAAGUUCUCAAUGUAUAUUGAGCCUCUACUUUUCUGACCAGAGGAACUCUCCACCCUUUCUCCACCUCAAUCAUGUAAAUAAGAUUCUUGAUUUCAUUCACUUGUUAAAAAUUAAAUAGAAGUUGAAUCCAGCUGCUAAAAACCAAAUGAAUAAUGUCAUCAUUUAGCAAUAGUGUCCUCUAGUAAAAACACUCCUCCUUGGCAGGGAGGAAGGAGCUUCCAAUUAUAUGCCACUUUUUUUCUCCAGUUGCAGAAGGGAUUCUAGAAUAGAAAGGAAAUUUCUCACUGUCCCAGGCAGCAGGCUUUACCACACUCCUUGCCUACGACCCAACCCUCAACUUUCUCACAUUGUGUGAGUGAACUUCCAAUAUUUCAAUCUGAAACGUACACUCCUGUUGUCCUGUAUUUGACUGUAGAGUACAUCACUUGUCAAUAAACAUGAGCUGAAGCACUG